Populus nigra (black poplar) is the source of this 7381-nucleotide messenger RNA. Its product is annotated as protein SWEETIE. The coding region runs from base 234 to 6944 and encodes 2236 amino acids. NCBI's taxonomy places the organism in Eukaryota, Viridiplantae, Streptophyta, Magnoliopsida, Malpighiales, Salicaceae. The record is from RefSeq and is a predicted model, not a curated record. The transcript is spliced from 48 exons. Gene Ontology annotation, biological process: carbohydrate metabolic process.
UCUACUUCAAUACUUCAAUUCAUUUCAAGUCUGAGCAACAAACACAAAUCCCUUCGAAUCAAAUCCAACUCACUCUCUCUCGUCUCUACCCAACCGAGCCUGUAAAAUUCUUUCUUAGAGAAAUUUAAACAACAACAACAACAACAAUGCGUCUAGUUCUUCGACUACAAUCCCUCUCUCUUCAAUCCCUGUAAUUCAAGAUCUUUAAAAAGAAAGAAAGAAAGAAACAAAAAAUGUCAAAGAACUUCGUGAGAGAGAACGUGCCUCUCUCUCGAUUCGGUGUUUUAGUCGCACAAUUAGAAUCCAUAGGCGCCUCCGCUUCCCAACAAUCCCCUGACCCUCUCCUCUCUUUCGAUCUCCUCUCCGAUCUCCUCUCCGCCAUCGAUGAAGAGCCACAGGAAUCUAUUUUGUUAUGGCAAAGAAAAUGCGAGGAUGCAUUGUAUUCAUUGCUCAAGCUUGGCGCGCGGCGGCCAGUGCGGCAUCUGGCAUCAGUGGCAAUGGCUAAGAUCAUAUCUAGAGGGGAUAGUAUUUCGAUAUACUCCAGAGCGAGUAGUCUCCAAGGGUUUCUUUCUGAUGCUAAGAGAAGCGAACCUCAAAGAGUUGCCGGUGCUGUGCGAUGCUUGGGAGAAUUAUAUCAGCAUUUCGGAAGAAAAAUUACCUCAGGAUUGCCUGAAACAACUGUUAUUGCCUCAAAACUUAUGAAGUUUCAUGAGGAUUUUGUGAGACAAGAGGCUCUACUUAUGCUUGAAAAAGCUUUGGAAGGGUCUGGUGGUAGUGCUGCAUCUACAGCAUAUAUGGAGGCAUUCCGUCUCAUCACACGUUUUGCUAUAGGAGAUAAAUCAUUUGUUGUUAGAAUAGCUGGAGCUCGUUGUCUGAAGGUAUUUGCUAGCAUUGGUGGACCAUGCCUAGGAGUUGGUGAAAUUGAGAAUUCAGCUUCUUAUUGUGUCAAGGCCCUUGAGGAUCCUGUAUCACUUGUCAGGGAUGCAUUUUCUGAAGCACUAGGCUCAUUGCUAGCUCUUGGAAUGAAUCCAGAGGCUCAGGUUCAACCCAGGGGAAAAGGUCCUUUUCCUCCAGCAAAAAAACUAGAAGGUGGUUUGCAGAGGCAUUUAGCUUUGCCCUUCACAAAAGUGAGUGGAACUCGGUUGAAGGAUGUGCGAAUUGGCAUAACCUUAUCUUGGGUUUACUUUUUACAGGCAAUUCGUCUAAAGUAUCUACUUCCAGAUAGCGAGCUUCAACAGUAUGCUUUGCAGGUUAUGGAGAUGCUUCGCUCAGAUACUUCUGUUGAUGCUCAUGCACUGGCUUGCAUUCUUUACGUCCUCAGAGUUGGUGUAACUGAUCAGAUGACUGAACCUACUCAAAGGGGCUUUUUAGUUUUCCUAGGAAAGCAGCUUGAGUCUUCUGAUGCCACUCCUUCCAUGAAAAUUGCUGCUUUACGUACAUUGUCAUACACUUUGAAAACAUUGGGCGAGGUUCCAUUAGAAUUCAAGGAACUCUUUGAUAGCACAAUUGUUGCUGCAGUAUCUCAUUCUUCUCAACUUGUACGCAUUGAGGCUGCCUUGGCAUUGCGUGUUUUGGCUGAGGUCGAUCCUACAUGUGUUGGUGGUUUGAUUUCUUAUGUUGUGACCACUUUAAGUGCUUUGAGAGACAAUAUUUCAUUUGAAAAGGGAAGCAAUCUGAAAACUGAGCUUGAUUCUUUGAAUGGACAAGCUACUGUUUUGGCUGCUUUGGUUUCUAUUUCACCCAAACUGCCUCUUGGCUAUCCAGCCAGAUUACCAAGAUCAGUGCUGGAACUUUCAAAGAAAAUGCUAACAGAAUCUUCAAGAAAUCCUAUAGCUGCAAUAGUUGAGAAAGAAGCUGGAUGGUUACUUUUGUCCUCGCUAUUGUCUUCAAUGCCAAAGCAGGAGCUUGAAGACCAGGUUUUUGAUAUUCUUUUGCUAUGGGCUACCCUCUUUAGUGGAAAUCCAGAACGAGAAAUUCAAAAAAUUGAAGAUUUGGCUUCUACUAUAUGUGUGUGGUCUGCUGCUGUUGAUGCACUGACAGCAUUUGUAAGAUGCUUUAUUUCUCAUAAUGCAGCAAACAAUGGGAUUCUACUUCAACCAGUUAUGGUAUACUUGAGUAGUGCCCUGUCCUAUAUACUACUGCUACAACGUAAAGAACUGCCUAAUAUUAAGCCUGCAAUAGACAUAUUCAUCAUCAGAACGUUAAUGGCCUAUCAGGCCCUCCCUGAUUCAAUGGCAUAUAAAAGUGACCAUCCUCAGAUUAUCCAAUUAUGUACCAUUCCAUUCAGGGAUGCUGCUAGAUGUGAGGAAAGUUCAUGCUUGAGGUUACUGCUGGACAAAAGAGAUGCAUGGUUGGGUCCUUGGAUUCCUGGAAGGGAUUGGUUUGAAGAUGAAGUUCGUGCUUUUCAAGGUGGAAAAGAUGGCCUUAUGCCUUGUGUAUGGGACAAUGAACCCUCAAGUUUUCCUCUGCCGGAAACAAUAAACAAGAUGUUGGUGAACCAGAUGCUCCUUUGCUUCGGAAUCAUGUUUGCUUCUCAAGAUAAUGGUGGGAUGUUGUUGCUUCUUGGAAUGGUUGAGCAAUGUCUAAAAGCUGGAAAAAAGCAAUCAUGGCAUGAAGCCAGUGUUACCAAUAUAUGUGUUGGGUUACUUGCAGGAUUGAAGGCUUUGAUUGCUUUACGUCCCCAACCUUUGGGACCUGAGAUAUUGAAUGGAGCUCAGGCAAUUUUUCAGAGUAUUCUGGCAGAGGGAGAUAUCUGUGCAUCCCAACGUAGAGCAUCGUCAGAAGGUCUUGGUCUAUUAGCUCGCCUGGGAAAUGAUAUCUUUACAGCCAAAAUGACUAGGUUGCUUCUUGGUGACCUUCCCGGUGCAACAGAUUUCAACUACGCUGGCUCAAUUGCCUUCGCACUUGGCUGCAUUCAUCGCAGUGCUGGAGGAAUGGCAUUGUCAAGUUUAGUGCCUCAAACUGUGAGCUCAAUAUCUUUGCUAGCUAAAAGUACGAUUACUGGGUUACAGAUCUGGUCGUUGUAUGGUCUUCUUUUGACUAUUGAAGCUUCUGGUUUCUCAUAUGUAUCUCAUGUUCAGGCAACACUUGGGCUUGCUUUGGACAUUCUUCUGUCUGAGGAGAAUGGGUUGGUUGACUUUCAGCAAGGAGUGGGCCGCCUUAUAAAUGCUAUUGUUGCUGUUCUUGGUCCUGAACUUGCCCCUGGAAGCAUUUUCUUUUCACGCUGCAAGUCUGUCAUUGCAGAGAUAAGCUCCUGGCAAGAAACGGCCACAUUGCUAGAGAGUGUUCGUUUUACACAGCAACUUGUCCUUUUUGCUCCGCAAGCUGUUUCCGUGCACACUCAUGUGCAAACACUUCUCUCAACUCUGUCAUCAGGACAGCCAACUUUAAGGCAUCUUGCUGUCUCCACCCUCCGGCAUCUCAUUGAAAAGGAUCCAGUUUCUAUCAGUGAUGAGCAAAUAGAAGAUAACUUGUUUCACAUGCUGAACGAGGAAACUGAUUCUGUGAUUGGGAGUCUGGUACAGGCCACAAUUAUGCGAUUGCUCCUUGCUUCAUGCCCUUCAUGUCCAUCUCACUGGAUAUUGAUUUGUCGUAAUAUGGUACUCGCUACAUUGGGAAGGCAAGAUACUGAUACCAAUAGGAGUGCUGGAAAUGAUCCUCUAAAUGGUCCAGACAACGACUCAGGAAUGGACCUUGGGGAAGAUGAUGAAAACAUGGUUAGUAGCUCUAAAGGCAUGCCGGUGCAAGGUUAUGCUUUUGGAGCUCACAGGAUCAAUCAUAAUAGAGAUAAACACCUCAGAUACCGAACUAGAGUUUUUGCUGCCGAGUGUUUGAGUCAUCUGCCUAUAGCUGUUGGUAAGAAUCCUGCUCAUUUUGAUCUCUCUUUGGCGAGGAAACAAUCUACUAAUGGGGAACUCUCGCGAGACUGGCUAGUUCUCCAUGUUCAAGAGUUAAUUUCACUGGCUUAUCAGAUUAGCACAAUACAGUUUGAAAACAUGCGGCCAAUUGGUGUGAGACUCUUAACUGCAAUUCUUGACAAGUUUGAAAAAUCCCCAGACCCAGAGCUUCCUGGACAUCUUCUACUGGAACAAUACCAGGCCCAACUAGUAUCUGCUGUUCGCACAGCAUUGGAUGCAUCUUCUGGUCCUAUUCUUCUCGAGGCAGGGCUUCAGCUGGCCACUAAGAUAAUGACCAGUGGAGUACUGGGUGGUGAUCAAGUUGCAGUUAAACGCAUGUUUUCAUUAAUUUCUAGGCCACUGAAUGACUUCAAGGAUGUUUAUUAUCCUUCAUUCGCAGAGUGGGUCUCAUGCAAGAUCAAGAUAAGACUUCUGGCUGCUCAUGCCUCUCUCAAAUGUUACACUUUCUCAUUUUUGAGGAGACACCAUAGUGGAGUUCCAGACGAGUAUCUAGCAUUGUUACCAUUGUUUUCUAAGAGUUCAAAUAUUCUGGGGAAGUACUGGAUUGGGGUUCUGAAGGAUUACAGUUAUAUUUGCUUAUGCCUGGAUGCCAAGAAAAAUUGGAAUCCAUUCCUUGAUGGAAUUCAAUCACCUAUCGUUUCAUCAAAAGUGCAGCUCAGUUUAGAGGAAUCCUGGCCAGUGAUUCUGCAAGCACUUGCAUUAGAUGCAAUUCCUGCAAAUACCCAUGGGAAUUCAAAGGAAACAGAUGAAAAUACAUCAAAUAAUAGUUUAAUAUCUGGAUAUAGCAUGGUUGAACUCAAGUUGGAAGAUUAUCGAUUUCUAUGGGGGUUUUCCCUGCUUGUUCUAUUUCAGCGACAACAUCCAACUCUUACUAGACGAAUAAUAUUACUAAGUUCUGCUGAAGUAAGAUACGGUGGAGAUUCGCCAACUGAAGAGACAAAUACUGCAGCUUUGAAGCAAUAUGAGAUUGUUCUGCCAGUUUUCCAGUUUCUCUUGACAGAAAGAUUUUUCACUGAAGAAUUUAUUACUCUGGAUAUUUGCCGAGAAUUGCUGCAGGUUUUCUUCUACUCUAUUUACAUGGAUAAUUCCUGGAAUACUCUUUCAAUAUCAGUUCUAUCACAGAUUGUGCAGAAUUGUCCCGCAGAUUUUCUUGAAGCAGAAGCUUUAGGUUAUCUGGUCGUGGAACUUCUCUUGGCUUAUAUCUUCAAUGUUUUUCAGAGAACCUAUGAGGUCCUAUCAGAUCACUCAAACUGUGAGGAGUUGAUAUCUCCAUUGUUUAUUACAGCAAAGACACUUGUGAAGCGUUGCGAACCAAAGUUGUGCCUUAAUAUGCAGAAGCAAUUAAAGUCUGUGGUCGUGGCCUUAGUGUUGGUUGGUUACAAGUGUGUCAGAGAAGCUUUGACAGAGUUAAGCUUUUCAACAGUUAAUGACUUUGUAAAGUGUGUGAUUCCCUUGAUGAAGAAACUUGUUGAUGACUCUGCUGAACAUGGUAAUAAUAGCAGUCAUCUGAGGGCAAUCCUGGGAACUUGUCUGAAUGUGAUUGCUGAUUUGAUUAAGGAUUGCAUCAAGGGCAUUCACCUUCUGGAGAACAAAAGAUCUGACUUACUCAAGUUACUGCAAUUGAAGCUUUCUUUCUCUAUUGAGCAAAUGAUGUUAUUUGCCAAGCUAGUUUAUGAAAGUGUAUAUGGCAGACAAGCUGAAGACAGCAAUACUAUUUGUCUUGCUGUGCUCAAGUAUUGCAGCAAAUACAUCCAGACUGUGCUGAAAGAUUCAAAUGUACAGGUUCAAGCAAUUGGAUUGCAAGUGCUCAAAACCAUGACUCAGAGAAGCACCAGCAUAGAAGACAGUUCUUUCUUCAUAUUUUUUAGUGGAGAGCUUGUUACAGAAAUUUUCCACAUAAUCCACACCUCGUUGAAGAAACCAGUAAGUAAAGAAUCUGUGUCUAUUGCUGGUGAGUGCUUGAGAUUUCUAGUGCUUCUACAAACACUUUCAAAAGCAAAUGAAUGUCAGAGAGGCUUCAUGAAUCUGCUUCUCAAAGCCAUUGUCAUGAUAUUCUCAGCAUCAGAAGAUGAUUCCUCUCAGGAAGUCAGUGAUAUAAGAACCAAUGCUGUAAGGCUUGUUUCUUCUCUUGCUCAAAUUCCUUCAUCGGCAGUCCACUUUAAGGAUGUCUUGUUAUCAAUGCCUGUGUCACAUAAACAACAACUUCAGGGGGUAAUCCGUGCUUCUGUGGCACAGCAUCAAAAUGCAUCACCAAUGAAAACUGUGGCACCAUUAGAAAUAAAAUUACCAGUGCCAAAAGAUUCCCAAACAUCAUCCACAUCAACACUGCCAAUAGAAGGAAGUAGACAGAAAAGUUCUACCCCAUCAUCCCCUGUUCACUUUGACCAGGUCACAAUGGAAGAUGACCAAGAGGACGAAGAUGACUGGGAUGCUUUCCAGUCUUUCCCUGCUUCAACUGAUGCAGCUGGUACUGUUUCAAAAGCAGAAAGUGCUGCACAAGAACCAGACCUGGUUGAGAAAUCUAAUUCAGAAAGUGAGUUUCAAGACUUUUCUACAUCCAAACCCGUCAACAAUGAAGGUGAUAUGAGCAGUGCUGAGCAUCAAGAAGUGAUUUCUAAUGACCUAGGACAUAAUAUCAAACCCGAACCCUAUAAUGAUCAAUAUCAUAAUAGAGAAGAGGAGGGAGUGGCAUUGAACCAAGAGAAUGUAAAAAUCUCAACUGAUCUUCAACUUAUCGACGAAGCACCGAGCCACAAGGAUGAAGAGGGAGCAGUGUCUAGCCAAGAGAAUAUCAAAACCUCACCUGAUAUUAAAGUUAUUGAGGAUACAGAAGGGUCGAUUCAAGUGAAUAUAGUGGAAGAUUAUGAGCAGACAACGCAUAGCACACGUAACAGUAUUGAUCAUCAGAGUCAAGUAUCACCAGAUGAUCUUCAACCUGUUGAAGUUAAAGAACAGGUCGAAGCAAAUAUAGUGCAGGACCAUGACCAGCUCAAGGUUCCUCCAGAUCAGCAAAAUGUUGUUCCAUGAUCAUCGGAUGCUCUGCCCACAGAAUUGCUUUCUGAACAUGAAACUGAGGAAGCAGAGGAUGGAGCAAGUAGCAAAAGGCAUGUUGAAGCUGAAAAUGCUUUGGGCAAGAUCAUCGAUGAAUCUAAGAGCAGUGAGCAGCAGCAGGAUAACAGUGAGAAAUUGAAAUUACCAAGAUAACAAUAUGGGGGGGAAGCAGUGUUGGAAUCUGAUGGGAAACAGCGUGCAGAACCUGAUGAAGAUACUGUGAACAAAACGAUGGCCGCAAAUAAGAGCGAUGGGAAACCAGAAUCACAGUGAGAUUGACAGAACAUAAAGUACUCAUCGUUUAUAAUGCAGAUUUUGUAUUUCUUAAUCUAAGCCUUCCUGGAACUUGAGGCCUAGGCAGGCCAUUGACUUUCGUCGUAUUAAUUUUUAUAUAAUGGGUUGGUAUUUUUUUU